UGAAACGUCUUUGAGACACAUCCUCAUAAACCCUCCCACAUUCUAGCGUCGGACGAAGAUGAUGAUGAUCGGCCGCAACUGUGGCAGGCUGGCCGUGGCAGGCCAGCGCCUCUUCACCACAGCGGCCCUCCGUGGCGUUUCGAGCCGGGCUGCUCAGCUGAAUUCGCAGCUGUUGGCUGGACUUGUUCGCAGCACAAUGACGGUUUCGUGGGCUAGGGCUCCUGCGAACAGGCUGAGGAAUGAGAGCACGCUUGCUCUCGUGGACCGGGCCAACCAUCCGCACAGACCUGAUGAGAAGGUGGCGGAAGAAGCUGGAUUGGCUGGAGCAGGCGGUGAAGAGAAAGGGAUCGUGAGCUAUUGGGGCAUAUCGCCGGUUAAGGUCACCAAGGAAGAUGGAACCGAAUGGAAAUGGAACAGUUUCAGGCCAUGGGAAACAUACAAAGCGGACCCGUCGAUUGAUCUGAAGAAACACCAUGCCCCCUUGACCUUCUUGGACAAGCUGGCCUAUUGGACUGUCAAAGCCAUAAGAUACCCGACUGACAUUUUCUUUCAGAGAAGGUAUGGUUGCCGAGCAAUGAUGCUCGAGACAGUGGCUGCGGUGCCCGGGAUGGUAGGUGGGAUGCUGCUGCACUGCAAGUCCCUGCACAGGUUCGGGCACAGCGGAGGAUGGAUCAAGGCCCUGCUGGAGGAGGCCGAGAACGAGCGCAUGCACCUCAUGAGCUUCAUGGAGGUCUCCAAGCCCCGGUGGUAUGAACGGGCCCUCGUGUUUGCAGUGCAGGGCGUCUUCUUCAAUGCCUACUUCCUCGGGUACAUGAUCUCCCCCAAGUUUGCGCACUGUGUGGUCGGGUACCUAGAGGAGGAGGCCAUCCACUCUUACACUGAGUUCCUCAAGGAGAUUGACAAUGGCAACAUCGAGAACGUCCCUGCCCCUGCAAUUGCUAUUGAUUACUGGCGCCUGCCCCCUGGUUCCACCCUCAGGGAUGUCGUCAUGGUGGUGAGGGCCGAUGAGGCCCACCACCGUGACGUGAACCACUUUGCAUCGGACAUACACUAUCAGGGUCGCGUACUUAAGGUAGCUCCUGCUCCUAUCGGGUAUCACUGAGAGACGAGACGUGUUUGACACCAGAGAGUCAGCCAGUCGGUGUUAUGUGUAAUGGAAAUAUCGAUUGUCUUCAAUUGGGAAACAUAUAUACCUUACUAAGUAAAUGAAUAACUCCCUUUCCUAUAACAUCGUAAAUGUAAAUACUGUUCCAAAGUUCACGAUCACAAAUUUCAUCAACAGCAAUCGAAUCCAAUAGAGUUGCUUGUGGUAAUUGUACAACCUAGCUAGGAAGGAAAGCCCAACAGCUUUUGAUUAAUCUAGAUUCGAGUUAGGUCAGGUUAUUGAGGAAUAAGCUCUCCCAAUCAUUAAUUUUCUUCAUUUACAAUAUUCGAAUCGAAGACCUUACUUAAAAAGAAGAAUUACUUAACCACUUGGACUAACCCA
This is a messenger RNA of Punica granatum (pomegranate), 1486 nucleotides long. The record is from RefSeq and is a predicted model, not a curated record. NCBI's taxonomy places the organism in Eukaryota, Viridiplantae, Streptophyta, Magnoliopsida, Myrtales, Lythraceae.